GGAGGGGGAGAAUCCAAUCCGGUUUGAGCUAGUUUUCUUCCAAUGGAACAUUAUAUGGUGUGGCUGCCCUCUAUUAGACUGUACUAGUACAGCUUUACUAUACCUCUAUAUCGUCCUCCUCUAUUCGCUCAGUAGCCUGAUCCUCUUCUACCUUUUUUUUCCAUUAACACCACGCACAAAUCAACCAUGCCUAGAAGGAGCAAAGAAGAAUCAGAUGCACCAGAGCCCAAGAGGAGAUCUCUUAGGUUGUGUAAAACCACAACUGUAAAGGAAGACUCCAAAACCAAGACAAAGAAAGCGCCCGCUAAGCCCAAGAAAGCUAAGGAGGUGGAAAAGGGCAAGCCCGAGGAGAAGGAGACCGACGCCCCCGCCGAGAAUGGCGAAACCAAAGCUGAGGAAGAGGCGCCAACCACGGACACGGCAGAUGGGAAAGACGCAGAGGCAGAAUAACAUCUCUCAAAGCGCAUCUUCAACCAGUGCUCCCUGUACCUCUUUUCUUGUACAAUUCAGGGGAAUAUUUUUAUCAACUAUUUUCUAAACACAGGUUUUUUAGUAGUUUGAUUGUAGAGAACACUUUUUUUUUUUUUAAUGAAAGACAAAAAAAGUCAAUUUGGGGAGAAUUUCAUCACGUGGAGGGAGGGGGGGAUCAUUGUAACCGUCAGGGGUUUUUAUUUCAGUUGUUUUAAAUGUGAACUAGGGAAAGGGGCCGGGGUGGGUUACGGUGUCAGAAGCCGGGUUGAGAACUGAAUGAGUUUACCUGCAUGGAAUUACAUUCCAUAUGCUUUAAAGGGACCGUAUUUGAUCUGUGCUGGGGCGGGUGAUAGGCAGUCAGCCAUUGUUUUUGUUGUUUAUAAUGAAGAACAGUGUUUUAGAAUGUUUGCAAGCUUUGUCCUUAUGUUACUCAUGCAGUUUUUAUUAUGAAAUUGGAUCAAUAAAUUGAAAAUCCCAAGUAGUGGAGCUCUCCCUAUCCAGUGUAUCUUGUGUGUUCCGUGAUAGCGUCGCCAUAAACUUGUAUAGAAGGGUUUUUUACUUCUCUGUACGCUAAUGCUACAUUGUACGAAUGACAAACAUUUGGUUUCCUUAGCCUAGCUGUAGUAAUAGUCCCAUCAAAAAGUAAAGUAGUCUCUUAAAUGCCAGCAGACAAACUGUACAUUUAUUUGACAUGUCAGCAGUAGCAAUCCUCACGAGGUUUAGGUGUCAAUGCAAGUUUAUUUGCAUUUGUUCGUAGAUGUACUUGUGUCAUGAUUGUUAUCAAUGGACCAAUAAAGCUCGGUUGGUAGUUGA
Nerophis ophidion (straightnose pipefish) is the source of this 1284-nucleotide messenger RNA. RefSeq names its product high mobility group nucleosome binding domain 1b (gene hmgn1b). The coding region runs from base 187 to 450 and encodes 87 amino acids. Gene Ontology annotation, cellular component: chromatin; nucleus. The record is from RefSeq and is a predicted model, not a curated record. Lineage: Eukaryota; Metazoa; Chordata; Actinopteri; Syngnathiformes; Syngnathidae. Gene Ontology annotation, molecular function: nucleosomal DNA binding. The transcript is spliced from 6 exons.